This is a messenger RNA of Solanum stenotomum, 1235 nucleotides long. Its product is annotated as proteinase inhibitor type-2 CEVI57-like. NCBI's taxonomy places the organism in Eukaryota, Viridiplantae, Streptophyta, Magnoliopsida, Solanales, Solanaceae. Bases 39 to 1235 code for a protein of 398 amino acids. The record is from RefSeq and is a predicted model, not a curated record. The transcript has 4 exons. Gene Ontology annotation, molecular function: serine-type endopeptidase inhibitor activity.
AAAUUAAAAGAAAACAAGGUACUAAUUAAUUAUCCAUAAUGGGUGUUCACAAAGAUGUUAGUUUCCAUGCUUGCUUACUGGUACUUGGAAUGUUUCAACUUAUAAGCGCCACGGAACUUGACGAUGCUACCAUGUUUUGUACCAUGGAAUGCGGUAAAUUUUCCUACGCUAUAUGUCCACGUUCAAAAGGAAGUUCGAGAAAUCCCAUAUGCACCAAUUGUUGUGCAGGCUACAAGGGUUGCAACUAUUACAGUGUUAAUGGAACUUUCAUUUGUGAAGGAAAAUCUGACCCUAGAAAGCAAAACACUUGUCCCAAAAAUUGUGAUUCAAAAAUUGUUUAUUCAAAGUGUCCUCUUUCAGAAGGAAAUAGGGUAAUUGAAAACAUCGAAUGCACCUCCUGUUGCACGGGUUACAAGGGUUGCUACUAUUUCGGUCUAGACAGCAAGUUUGUUUGUGAAGGAAAACGUAGUGAACCCAAGAUUUGUACUCAACAAUGUGACCCUAAAGUUGCUUACAUGAUUUGUCCAUCUUCUGGAUCGACAAAAUUACUUACUCAAAUUUGUGUCAAUUGUUGUACUGCAAAACCAGGUUGUAAACUCUAUGGUCAUGAUGGAUCUCUACUUUGUACUGGUAAGUCAAAAUCCAUCAAUUUAGUUUGUUGGCAAGUUCUUGAGUUGUAUGCACCAACUUCUGCCCUUAAUCCCGUGCUUGACACGACAGGAAAAAUGAUUCGAGUAGGAUUCGACUACAUGGUUGUGCCAGUAAGGAAGGAUUUAGGAGGCGAUCUUGGGCUAGCCUUUAUUGGAACCCAAGUUUGUCCACUUGGUAUUGGCCCAUGUCUAAAUAACGAUUCAGGCCUUUCGAUAAAUUUCUUUCCAGUGAAUUCGAAAAAAGGUGUAAUUCGUGAGUCCAUUGAUCUAAAUGUUGAGUUCACGGAAACUUAUACUAUAUGCCAACAUCACUCCAACGUGUGGAGGCUCGAUCACUAUAAUCCUCAAAAGGAAGAUCAUAUGAUUACUAAUGGCGGAGUAAAAAGAAAUCCUGGUCGCGACACCAUUAGCAAUUGGUUUAAGAUUGUGAAAUAUGGAGUUGGAUACAAGUUUGUCUUUUGUCCAAGUGUAUGCAAUUAUUGUGAUGUGAUUUGCAAGAACGUUGGGGUUUUUGUACAAAAUAAUGGCCAGACACUUUUGAAACUGAGUAAUGAGCCAUUAGAAGUCAGGUUCAAGAAGGUGUGA